This is a messenger RNA of Uranotaenia lowii, 1961 nucleotides long. RefSeq lists its product as uncharacterized. The record is from RefSeq and is a predicted model, not a curated record. Lineage: Eukaryota; Metazoa; Arthropoda; Insecta; Diptera; Culicidae. The transcript is spliced from 6 exons. The coding region runs from base 561 to 1838 and encodes 425 amino acids.
AUCCAUUUUUUUUAAUAAACGAUUAGGAUAUAAAAUUCUAACUUUCUCUUGUACCAACAAUUCAGUCCUGCAAAUUCAUCGAUAAAACCCAAAAUCAAUGAUAGCCACUACAUAAAAGUAUUGUGUUCUCCCAGAGAUAUAUCUUAUCUUUCUUUAUUGCCCUGUAUAUAAGUUUGCCUUUUCGAUGAUGAAUCUACUUUCACACAUAAUUGUCAUAUAACGAUAAUUUACAGUCCAAUAUGACGGCUACCUCUUGUGAAUCGAUUUCAUCAUCAAUAGAGCGAACUGAUAACAGGGCGCCCAAAACACCUCAUAUAAGGCCAAUACUAGCCCCAGCCAACAGGUUGUUUUAUCACGUGCGUUACGAUAACCAAUAUGUACCUACAAUAUUGGCGUUUACAGCAUAGAUUAGAACUGCGCUCUCUUUCCUAACUAACUAGGAUUGCCGAUGCCGCAGUCCCAGAAAUUCGACGACAGUUUGCAGUUGUCGUUUGGUGGAUGCACUUUCCGGUUGCUUUCAAUCAGUAGUCUAGCUUCGGGCGAUAGCCAACGCAAUAACGAUGCCGAAAACUCAGGAAACCAAGUUCGUCAACUCCCUGUUCCUCACGAAUUUGAUCCAAUCACAGUAUCACGAAUCGGAUGUCAAGAUUAAGGCUUACGAUGUUGAACCGGCCACGGCUGAGAUCAACGAUCCUUAUGCGCGAUCUUCGAUGAACAGGAUUCUCGUGAAAUAUACGUCAAAGGAGAACCCAAAAGAAAAUUUGAUAACCUUUGUUGCGAAGAUCAAGCCCACCGAAGGAAAGCUGGUUGAAGAGUUCAAGAAGAGUGAUGUGUUCGAUAAGGAAACCUUCAUCUACAAAACCGUUUUUCCGAAGCUGGUGGCUACCAUCUCCAAGCUAGGAGGUGCCGUUGAGUUAGCUCCCCAUUUGAUCUAUUCGUCUGAUGUGCCGUCGAAUUUGCUGGUCUUGGAAGACCUUACCGUGCGUGGAUACAGCGUCGAAAAUCAGCAACUGGGACUGAGCCUGGAGCAGAGCAAGAUGGCAAUCGAGAAGGUUGCGUUUCUGCAUGCGGCCAGUGCAGUUUUGCUAUCUGAGGGAUCUAUUGAGCUGGGCAAAUUCGCUAAGGGAACCUUCCAUGUCGACCACAAGGACAAGUUGGUCUAUUUCAGCAAUGCACUUGCCACUGUUGCCGAUAUAGCAGCUGAUCUCGGCAUCGAUAGCGAGACGGCCAUCAAACUAAGCACCCUGCCACCGAAAGCCGUCCAGAAAGCCAUCGAAGCGUACGGAAGCGAUUGUCAGGGCCUGAAGGUGCUCAACCAUGGAGACUUCUGGACUAACAACAUCAUGUUCAAGUACCAGGACAACGAACUUGUCGAUGCCAUUUUUGUUGAUUUCCAAAAUUGUGUCGUUGGAUCACCGAUUAUCGAUUUACUCUUCUUUUUGACAUCGUCACCGGCCUAUGACGUCUUGGAAACAUCAAAAGAUGAGCUCAUCUACACCUAUCACGAAACGCUGUCACUGCUUCUUCAACGACUGAACUACAAGAAGAAAAUACCAUCACUGGUUGAUUUGCAGGUCGAACUUCUCAAGUAUGGUGCUCUAGAGGUAAUUCUAUCGCUGACGACGGCCCCAUUUCUACGUACCAAGAACGCUCAAAAUACGCCAGCAAUGCAGCCGACUCUAUAUAAACCCGAGCAAAAGGUUGAUUUGAAGACUGUGUUGAAGGCCCACGCAGAUCACAUCAACCGUCAGCUGAAGGAUUACGAAGUUCGGGGUAUGCUCGAUUGGGGUAACGUCGAUAGCAAAAUUAAGGGUCUUAUGGGACGCUUCCAACGUUAGGAUUUUGUUAUUUUUAUUAACUUUAGGGGAUAGUGGUUCUCGCGUGAGCAUUUAUUAAGUUGAAUGAAACAGAAACACCGAACCGAGAAUAACGCUUCUGAAAUUUGAAGAGUAUUUUUCAAA